This is a messenger RNA of Rubroshorea leprosula, 2702 nucleotides long. The record is from the annotation of a GenBank genome assembly. NCBI's taxonomy places the organism in Eukaryota, Viridiplantae, Streptophyta, Magnoliopsida, Malvales, Dipterocarpaceae.
AGUAAAAGAGCAUUAUGGGCUUCUCUCAAAAACCUUAUUACUGAAAUUGGCGGGAACUGGUGUCUAAUGGGGGAUUUCAAUGCAGUAAGAAAUGAACAGGAAAGGAAGGGUGGGAUGAGUAUAAAGAGAGAAAUGCCAGAGUUUGACGAUUUCAUUAAUGAAUGUGGCCUGGUUGAUUUACCAUUAAUUGGCAGAAAAUUCACCUGGUACCAUUCUAAUGGAGCCUCGAUGAGUAGGCUAGAUAGAUUUCUGCUCUCAGAAGAAUGGUGUCUGAAUUGGGAAAAUGUCAAACAAUGGGGCUUAAACCGAUCACUCUCUGAUCACUGCCCAAUUGUACUCAAAAACCAAAUUACAGAUUGGGGCCCAAAACCAUUUCGGUUCUUUGAUGCAUGGCUGGAACUACCUCAGUUUAAAGGUAUAGUCUCUGAUAUCUGGAAGUCUACAGUAGUAAAUGGAUGGAAUGGGUAUCGUCUGAAGGAGAAAUUGAAGGAAACUAAGAAGGUGCUGAAAGUGUGGAGCAAGAAUAUGAUCUCUGAGAUUGACUUGGGCAUUCAAAAGAGCAUUGAUUCUAUUGCCUCUAUUGAUAAAAAAAGGAUGAAAGAAAGUAUGUGGCGCCAAAAAGCUAGAAAGACAUGGAUAAGUGAGGGGGAUGCCAACACAAAAUUCUUUCAUAGAUGUGUGAAAGGAAGAAGAAGAAAGAAUGAUAUAUCUAGUAUCCUGGUGGGGAAUCAACGACUUGAAGAAGUAAAUAGUAUGAAAGACGGUGUGGCUAACUAUUUUGAGACACUGUUUAAAGAAGAUGUGUGGCAACGCCCAGUCUUAGAUGGGAUUGAAUUCAAGAAGAUCUCAGAUGAGGAGAGGGUGAUGUUGGAAGCACCGUUUAGUGAGGAGGAAGUCAGACAAGCUGUGUGGAGUUGUGAGAGCAUGAAAGCACCAGGACCCGAUGGAUUCAACUUCAAAUUUGUCAAGGAGAUGUGGGGAUCACUUAAGGAAGACGUAAUGGAAUAUGUAUCAGAUUUUCACAAGCAUGGCAAACUGGUUAGAGGGAUGAAUAGCUCCUUCAUUGUGUUAGUCCCUAAAGUCAAUAGCCCACAAAAAAUCGAAGAAUUCAGACCAAUCUCCCUAGUUGGUGUCAUGUACAAACUGAUUGCGAAAUUGUUAGCACGUAGGCUGUCUUCUGUCUUGAAUGGGAUUAUUGGUGAGAAUCAGAUGACUUUUGUCGGUGGAAGGCAAUUAGUUGACAGUGUGGUUAUCGCAAAUGAGGUUAUUGAUGAAGCCCAGAAAAGAAAGAAGAAAGGGUUUGUGUUUAAAGCUGACUUUGAAAAAGCUUAUGACAAAGUCUGCUGGGAAUUCCUGGAUUAUAUGAUGCUUAGAUUGGGUUUUGGUCAAAAAUGGAAAAACUGGAUUAAUGAAUGUUUGAAGACAGCAGAAGUCUCAGUACUACUUAAUGGCAGCACCACCAGGCAGUUUAAGAUGCAAAGAGGUCUCAGACAAGGUGAUCCUCUCUCCCCUUUCUUAUUUUUGAUUGUGGCUGAAGGUCUUAAUGGCAUCAUCUCUGCAGUUGCGUCAUUGGGGUUGUUUAAUGGGAUUGAAAUUGGGCAAUGUGGCAUGAAUGUAACCCAUCUCCAAUUUGCUGAUGACACAAUUGUGUUUGGUAAUGCUGCGGAAGAAAAUAUUUGGGCUGUUAAAAGUAUGCCGAUUGGGGGUAAACGCAGAUGUAUUGCCAUGUGGAGACCCAUGAUUGAUUCCUUUAACAAGAAACUUGCCAGCUGGAAAAAUAGAUUUAUCUCUCUCGGUGGAAGGAUCACGCUCCUUAACUCCGUGCUGUCUAGCCUCCCUGUGUUCACGAUGUCUGUCCACUUGCUGCCUAAAGGUGUGAAGGAUCUUAGAAAGUUUAAUUUAGCGUUGUUAGGCAAGUGGUGGAGUAGAUUGGCAGAGGGAGAGGAAGGUCUUUUGUACAGGGUUAUUCGUGAGAAAUAUGGUAGUAGUGGAGGUAAUUGGUUGAAUUGGAUUGAAGAGGGCAACCAGAAGGGGUCCUUAUGGUGGAGGGAUGUCUGUAGAUUAGAUUAUUCGUGCACAACUAGAGUUGGCUGGCUCGUAGAUGGCUUUAAACUAAAGUUGGGAGAGGAACAAAGAGCAUUUCUCAAAUGGGAUCCUGGAGCAAUGGAAGCUGGAAUUGGUCAUUGGAAUGGAGGAGGCCUAUCUUCUCCUGGGAGGAACACUCGAUGGCGGAGCUGUGGAGGAUGUUACAGUCUAUCCAACCAAUUAAGGGACAAAAGGAUCGAUGGGAGUGGAGGCAUGAUCAGGGGAUUUAUUCAGCUAAAUCGGGAUAUCAAACUCUUUCCAGUAACCACCAACAGAGUAGGAUCAUCUUGCAUAAAAGAAUUUGUCAAGGCAUGCUCAGUGAAUGUGCGGGAUAGUGGGGCAAUAGCUGAAAUGUUUUUCAAGAUCAGUAUAGUGAUUGAUAAAGACUAUGCAAUAGAUGGCAGAAAGUUCGACACGGGUACAGUGCCGACACACUGGAUCUGGUGUCGACACCAUGUUGCAUGCACCAAAAUAUCCCCCACGGACGUCGUGCUGGCUCAUAAUUCAGGGGGCGAUUCCAUUCGGUAGGAUUAGAAUUUGUAUGACUUUUAAUUUGUCAAGUUGAUGGGUUGGGGUACCCCUUGUACUCCGUUUAUCAAUAAAUAAUAUUUUUGCUG